AUGUCUAUUUCUAAUAUCAUCACACGUAUUUUUAAGCAUGUCCAAUCAAUCAUGCAAUUUGUUACAAGGCCUAUGGGUACUCCCAUUCCUAAAGUUCGAGCAUUAGGAUCCACACUGACUGCUGAAUCUGGUAUCGCUGUUGACGAUAUUGUUGUCCAUGGUAACCGGUCCUCCAAGGAACUGUUUGAACAGUUUUACCGCAUUUCGGUUACUACAUCUACGGAUUUUACCAAGGUCUUAACUCUGAGUGCACAACAAAGAUCACAAGGCUCGAAGUUCAAGCUGAAGAUAAACAAAUAUGAUAAGGUGCGAGAAAAUAUUACUGCUCACGCUUUGCUACAUGCUCAAGAAGUCGAAAAUAUAUCUGAAGAAUUUAAUAUCAACUCUGGAGAUACGUCAAAAACAUUCGAAGCAGAGUCGCAACUGGCUGAAAAGGUGUCCAGAAAUACAACAAACUCUGAAGAUAUAUCGCAAGUUGUAUCGUCGUCAAGUGUACCAAAUAUGUUGAAAAUGCUGGGACCUUACGAGGAAAUUGAUGCAGAAGUGAUUAGUCUUCUGAACGCCGAUUCUUGUAUUACACAAAAGCAAUUGCAUCUAGCUCCCAAGCUCUUUACUGAUGCCUUAAUCCACAAUAAGUUGACGUUAAUGGCUAUUACCUCUGAAGUUUACUCAAAACAUGCCACUAUAGAUAUUCAUUUAGAAACAAGCGAUGAUUCUUUAUUGUUUGCUUUGAUGGAAAGAACUUAUCAAAGAAAACUGCUUAUUGGCUUACAUACAAUGAACAUCCUCAUUACCUGUUCCACAACAAUAGUAGCAUCCAGAUUGCAAGAAGUGUUUGUUGGCCAUCAAUUCAAUGUCAGUCCCACCGAUUUUACUGUGAACAGUACAAGAGUUUUUCUGCGAUCAGAAGAAGUAUCAAGCUUCAAGAAAGCCUUCAGUUCUUGUCUUCAGCUCAGCUCCGACUGUCUACCUCCCAGUAUCUCAUGUUUAAGACAAUUGACAAGCUCCUUCAACCAUACAUCAACAUAUGCUUAUUUUAGAGCAACUUUGGAUGACUUUAACGAUACUAGAUUUAUGCCUGUCACUGUAUUUACUUUAUGCGACACCCCAGAUCAGGAUGGUUACGGUUCAAACCACAAUUCUGCGCCAAGAAUCGGUUCUUUACUGCUGCAAACAACUGCUAUUAACCUCAGCUUAAAACGCGAUCUAUCAAAAGAAACCAUAUCUUUGUUCCAAACUGCGUAUGAAUCUGCUCAACGUAAUGAAGAUAAUGAAUCAUGGAAAAUAAUUGAUCAAGUUAUGAAUCAAAUGAAUAUACUCAUUGAACAAAAUGAUGAUAAGCCAAUGAAAAUAUCGAAAUUUAUUCUUGGGACUAAUUUCAGCAAGGUGGCAAAUCUCGUUGGUAGUCAUCUAUAUAAAGCAAACCAAAAAGUAGCAAGUAACAUUAAAGUAAGACUUUUGGACUUGUAUGGUUAA
Gilbertella persicaria is the source of this 1476-nucleotide messenger RNA. RefSeq lists its product as uncharacterized. NCBI's taxonomy places the organism in Eukaryota, Fungi, Mucoromycota, Mucoromycetes, Mucorales, Choanephoraceae. The transcript is spliced from 5 exons. Bases 1 to 1476 code for a protein of 491 amino acids. The record is from RefSeq and is a predicted model, not a curated record.